GCCCGCGGGGCCGGCGCGGCGAUGAUGCACAGGCUCCGCAAGUGGCUGUACAAACCCAAGCGGUCAGACCCCCAGCUGCUGGCCCAGUUCUACUAUGCGGACGAGGAGCUGAACCAGGUGGCCGCGGAGCUGGACAGCCUGGACGGGCGCAAGGACCCGCAGCGGUGCACACUGCUCGUCAGCCAGUUCCGCUCCUGCCAGGACAACGUGCUGGACAUCAUCAACCAGAUCAUGGAUGUGUGCAUCCCCCAGGACCGUGCCCCGCGGGACUUCUGUGUCAAGUUCCCUGAGGAGGUCCGGCACGACAACCUGGCCGGCCAGCUGUGGUUCGGCGCCGAGUGCCUGGCCGCUGGCUCCAUCAUCAUGAACCGCGAGCUGGAGAGCAUGGCCAUGCGGCCCCUGGCCAAGGAGCUGACCCGCAGCCUGGAGGAUGUGCGGGGCGCCCUCCGCGACCAGGCGCUGCGGGACCUCGGCACCUACACGGAGCGGAUGCGGGACGCCCUCCGCCACUUCGAUGUGCUGUUUGCUGAGUUCGAGUUGAGCUACGUGUCGGCCAUGGUGCCCGUGAAGUCCCCCCGGGAGUACUACGUGCAGCAGGAGGUCAUUGUGCUCUUCUGCGAGACAGUGGAGAGGGCCCUGGACUGCGGGUACCUCACCCAGGACAUGAUUGACGACUACGAGCCGGCCCUCAUGUUCACCAUCCCCCGCCUGGCCAUCGUGUGUGGCCUCGUGGUCUACGCUGACGGCCCCCUGAACCUGGAGCGCGAGGCGGAGGACAUGUCGGAGCUGUUCCGGCCCUUCCACACGCUGCUGCGGAAAAUAAGGGACCUGCUGCAGACGCUGACGGAGGAGGAGCUGCGCACACUCGAGCGCAGCCUCUGCAUCUCCCAGGACGCCGAGUUCCCCUCACGGGCUGACGCCCAGGGGCCCCCCGCCCUGGCGCCCGCCUUCCCCGCCCCCCUGCCCCCCGAGGAGCUGCUGUCCACCAAGGCCAAGCACCCAGAGGCGGAGCUGGCCUGCUCAAUGCAGUACGACGACCAGGAGCUGGAGCAGCUCAGCCGCAUGGUGCACAGGGCGGGCGACGAGAUGUCCUCCCUGCUCUCCCCGCCUAGCGCCAGCCAGUCCCCGGCACACAGGCCGGCGGCCGAGGGCAGCCCCUGCCGGGAGAGCUCCCCAGGCAGCACGCGCCCGCAGCCGGGCGGCAGCGAGGAAGAGGGAGCCGUGUUCUUCAUGGAUGACGUGGAGGGAGCAGCAGAGACGCCAGGGGGCCCGUCCGGAUGGGGCGGCAGUGCCGGGCCCCUGGAGUGUGGGCAGAGCAGGGACACCAGGCAGGAGGGGGCGGGCGAGCCCUCCGCGGCCGAGGAGGGGGACUUGAGCAACAACAACAACGUCCAGGACGACAAGCUGGGGCCGGUGAGCCUGGCGGGCCCCAACACCUGCAGCUGCCUGGACAGCCGGGCCCCGCUGGACAGCUGGGAGGCAAGUGCGGAUGACGCGGGGACGGCCGAGAUCAUCGCCCACCGGACCGGGGGCAUGAAGCUCUCUGCCACGGUCAUCUUCAAUCCCAAGUCGCCCACCUCCUUGGACGUGGCGCUCGGUGCCCUGGACACCCCUGGGGGCGGCGGCGCCCCUUGCGAGCUCGCAGCCGAGGGGACAGAGGAUGGUGCCCACAAGCUCAGCGCUGCAGCCACCAGCUGCCUCCUGAACUCCUGUGUGUGCUGUGGGGGCUGCGGAGGCAGCAGGGAGGAGGCCGUCGAGAGCCCGCAGGACAGGGCCGGCCGGGGGAGCGUCCUCGGCUCUGCCAAGGCCAGCACCAAGGGCCCGGCCGGCAGACUGGAGGAGGCCCUGCCCGACCCAGAGGCGCUGCCCACGGGCUCCCUGCCUGCCCUGCCCCCGGAGGACGCCCCUGACACAUCCAGCAAGUGCCUGGCACACCCCUCAGGUCCCCAGGUGGACGCAGUCGACAGGUGGCCAAGCGGGGACAGCGGCGUCCACCGGCAGAAGGAGCCCUCGGCAGGAGAGGACGAGGGGCGGCCCAGGGAGGCGGCCGGGGAGCAGCCCUCGUAUCUGCCGGGCUCCAGCGGCCCCGCAGCCACCUCCUGCCCCUCGGACCAGCCCGGGCCGGAUGCGGGCCUCGUGGCCGCGAGAGACAAGAUCCGCUCACGCUUCCACGGCAGCCAGGACCUCAUCCACCGCCUGUUCGUCUGCAUUUCAGGUGUGGCGGACCAGCUGCAGACCAACUACGCCAGCGACCUGCGGAGCAUUCUCAAGACGCUCUUUGAGGUCAUGGCCACCAAGCCAGAAACGGACGACCAGGAGAAACUAAAGAAGGUCACGCAGACCCUGCGGAGCGCGGCCCUGGAGGAUUGUGCCCUGUGCCAGGAGACACUGUCGUCGUCUGAGCUCGCCGCCAAGACUCGAGACGGGGACCUGGAAGACCCGCCUGAGUGGGUCCCGGACGAGGCCUGCGGCUUCUGCACGGCCUGCAGGGCGCCCUUCACCGUCAUCCGCCGGAAGCACCACUGCCGCAGCUGCGGGAAGAUCUUCUGCUCCCGCUGCUCCUCGCACUCGGCGCCGCUGCCCCGCUACGGCCAGGCCAAGCCGGUGCGCGUGUGCACGCACUGCUACGUGUUCCACGUCACGCCCUUCUACAGCGACAAGGCGGGCGUCUGACGCCACCCGGGCCGGGCCCUGGGCUUCUGGAAGGGGGGGCUGGCGCCCCUCCAGCCCCACAUGGGCCACUGCUGCCGAGGGCAUCCCCAGACCCCAGGCGGUCCAGCACCGCGCCCCUCCUGGCCCCCGUGGCGACCCCCGGCCAACCGCAGGGGCCAAAGGAAGGAGGUCAGCUUCACGGGCGGGGUACGGGGGUGCCAGGUAGCUGCUGGCAGGGCGGGCUCCUCCUGCGGCCCUGACGCCCCUCCCUCUGCCCCCUCGGCGUCCCCCUGGACGGACAGAGAACCGUGGUCUGGGCUGCGGGCGGCCUCAGCACGGACCCAGGGGGCGCGGGGCCGCCUUUGGAACAUGGGCUGCGGCAGACUCCUCGGAGGUCGGAGGCCAGCAAGGGGCUCACGGAGACCCCCAAGACCAUGCCCCCUGCCCCUCCAGGGCUCCCCCCAGCGUCCCCUGCAGCACGCCUCGCUGGACACUGCGUUUCUUUCCAGAGGGCACGCGCAGAGGCGGGCCCAGCCCCUCUGCCCGCCUGCCGCCUGCGGUGGGGCCCAGGCAGAGGGUCCAGGCUGGGGCGGGCUCCCUGGGGCCAGCAGGUGUGGCCCGCCGCCCUCCCCUGCACCCUGGGAAGCCCCUCGCCCAGCGCCGGCGGCUGAGGGGCCAGUGGCCCAGCACGGACACUCCUCAGGCUUCAAUCUCAGGCUUCACAUGCAAUGACGAUUGCAGUUUUAUUUUUGGAGAGAUGACACACCUACUGCUGCUUUUAUAGGAUAAAACCCGAUUACUACUUACCCGUGUCCCAGUGGACACGGAAGUGGCCACCGCGGGGGGACGCGCAGAGCGGAGGGAGUGUUAUGUAUGGAGAUUAUUUUUAUUUUCUAAACGCUGUAACUCAAAACCACGUCCACGGCUCUGUUUCCGACUCGCCGGCGUGCUCU
This is a messenger RNA of Talpa occidentalis (Iberian mole), 3605 nucleotides long. It is a transcript of the gene ZFYVE28, whose product is annotated as zinc finger FYVE-type containing 28. The record is from RefSeq and is a predicted model, not a curated record. Gene Ontology annotation, biological process: negative regulation of epidermal growth factor-activated receptor activity. Lineage: Eukaryota; Metazoa; Chordata; Mammalia; Eulipotyphla; Talpidae. Gene Ontology annotation, cellular component: early endosome membrane. The transcript is spliced from 13 exons. The coding region runs from base 22 to 2673 and encodes 883 amino acids. Gene Ontology annotation, molecular function: metal ion binding.